AUUAAGCUAGGGAAAUAUAAGAUAGACCUAAUCUACUCGGAUAUAAUAGGCCUAAUACCUGUACUAGGCUAUAAUAGGAGCCGGUACCUGGUUACCUUUAUAUAUAAUUAUUCCAAGCUUAUAGCAGUUUACCUAAUUAAAGCCAAGGGUAAUAUAACGGACAGUUUUAUCUACUUUAAGAAGUACUAUAAAUAG
This is a messenger RNA of Hyaloscypha bicolor E, 195 nucleotides long. RefSeq lists its product as uncharacterized. The transcript has a single exon. The annotation marks the transcript as partial. The record is from RefSeq and is a predicted model, not a curated record. Lineage: Eukaryota; Fungi; Ascomycota; Leotiomycetes; Helotiales; Hyaloscyphaceae.